Molecule: messenger RNA, 965 nt
Organism: Engraulis encrasicolus (European anchovy)
Lineage: Eukaryota; Metazoa; Chordata; Actinopteri; Clupeiformes; Engraulidae
Gene: stmn2b
Product: stathmin 2b
Exons: 5
Coding region: 386-928 (180 amino acids)
Biological process (GO): neuron projection development; microtubule depolymerization; regulation of microtubule polymerization or depolymerization
Cellular component (GO): cytoplasm; neuron projection; growth cone
Molecular function (GO): tubulin binding
Source: RefSeq, a predicted model, not a curated record
GGCCGCCAUCACAUCACCUCGCAUUAGACGGUGUCUUGAACCCCUCCUGCAGGAUCCCGACACUGGGCACGCGCCACAGCCACGGUCUCUUUUUUUGCAACAGCGAUGCGCGUCAGGGGAGAACGUGAGCCAAUCUGCUUCAGCACGUAGACGAUCGUAAUUCAGAAAAGCCCACCGCACCGUCUCCUCUAGUCUCCGUCUCGGUCUCGCACUCCCUUUCCCCCCUCAGAGAGCCACCAUCACCCUUCCUGCUGACUCAGUGCCUUACCGCACACAUCACAUCCUCGAAUCUCGCCCGCCGAACGGAACUCUGCGUCGCGCGCCCCUCCAACGCACCAACGCCCCGUCACCAAGACUAACAACAACCACCACCACCACCACAGACAUGGCCAAGACUGCAAUCGCCUACAAGGAGAAGAUGAAGGAGUUGUCCCUCAUCAACCUCAUCUGCUCUUGCUUCCACUCGGAGGCCAAGAACGCAGUCAUCGCCCAGUUUGAAGACAUGGAGGUGAAGCCCAUCAACAAGCGUGCGUCGGGCCAGGCCUUCGAGGUGAUCCUCAAGUCUCCGUCGCCCACCAGCGACGGCAACUACAGCAUCACCACCCCUCCCAAGAAGAGGGACCUCUCCCUGGAGGACAUCCAGAAGAAGCUGGAGGCCGCCGAGGACCGCAGGAGAUCCCAGGAGGCCCAGGUGCUGAAGGCGCUGGCUGAGAAGCGCGAGCACGAGCGGGACGUGCUGCUGAAGGCCAUGGAGGAGAACAGCGCCUUCAGCCGCAUGGCCGAGGAGAAGCUGGCCGUCAAGAUGGAGCAGAUCAAGGAGAACCGCGAGGCCUACAUCGCCGCCAUGAUGGAACGCCUCCAGGAGAAGGAGAGGCAUGCCCAGGUGGUCCGCAGGAACAAGGAGCUGAGGGAAGAGCUGACAGCGUGAACGCACGCCCCGCCUACCACCACUCCACCCCUCUCUC